Messenger RNA from Dichotomopilus funicola, 1377 nucleotides. Its product is annotated as nucleotide-sugar transporter-domain-containing protein. The transcript is spliced from 6 exons. Gene Ontology annotation, biological process: pyrimidine nucleotide-sugar transmembrane transport. The record is from RefSeq and is a predicted model, not a curated record. Gene Ontology annotation, molecular function: UDP-galactose transmembrane transporter activity. Bases 1 to 1377 code for a protein of 458 amino acids. Gene Ontology annotation, cellular component: Golgi membrane. Lineage: Eukaryota; Fungi; Ascomycota; Sordariomycetes; Sordariales; Chaetomiaceae.
AUGAUUGCGGUAGGGCCAAUGCUACUCGGCAUGCCGAUGAAGCAGGCUUCGUUUCUCGCCUUAAUGAUACAAAUUUCGGUGCUCAUUUUGAUCAUGUACUACUCCCGUAUCAUGACCCCGCCCGGCGACCACCAGUAUUUUGCUUCAACCGCUGUACUUCUCAACGAGAUCAUAAAACUGGCAAUAUCCCUUACCUUUUCACUGCACGAGGCCUCGCGCACCCUAGGCCCCCAGACCCCCGUGACGGUGUUGUUCGAGCAGGUCUAUCACCAGGUGUUUUCGGGGGACGGGUGGAAGCUGGCUCUCCCGGCGGUGUUGUACACACUGGAGAACACGCUGCAGUACACGGCGUUAAGUAACUUGGAUGCGGUGCAUUUUCAGGUGUUGUAUCACUUAAAGAUCCUCACAACAGCAGUCUUCACGGUCCUCCUACUCGGCCGCACCCUCAGCAUCCGCCGUUGGCUCUCCUUCGUCCUCCUCACCAUUGGCGUCUCCCUCGUCUCCCUGCCCUCUUUCAACAACCCCAAGGACAUCACCCUCGACAUCCACGACUUCAACAACCACUUCUUCCCACGCUCUGUCCACGAACUGGGCCAGGUCAUGUCCCCUAGGAGCGGCGGCCAACCAGCAGCCGUUGUUGCGCGAGGGCAGAUCACGCGGCGGUCGGCAUCGUACGAGGGUAUCGCGGAGGAUCUGGAUAGUGCCGCGAGGGUGGCAGGGAUGAAUUACCCCAUGGGACUGGCCGCGGUGUUAAUGGCGGCUGUGAUAUCGGGGUUGGCGGGGGUGUAUUUUGAGAAAGUGCUCAAGUCCAAGGCUGCGUCAUCCAAGACUGGGCCGGUGUCGGUAUGGACGCGCAAUGUCCAGCUGUCAUUUUACUCGCUGUUCCCGGCGCUGUUCAUUGGUGUGAUUGGUAGGGAUGGGACUGAGAUUGUUGGGCAUGGGUUCUUCGAUGGGUACAAUGCGGUCGUCUGGAUGGCGAUUGUUGUCCAGGCUGUUGGGGGGAUCUUGGCGUCGAUGUGCAUUAACUAUGCAGACAACCUCGCCAAGAACUUUGCCACGAGUCUGGGUGUUGUUAUCAGUUUCCUCUUUAGUGUUUUAUUCCUCGACUUUCACGUCAACCUCUCCUUCGCCGUCGGCACAAUCCUCGUCUUGACCGCGACCUACCUCUACAGCCUACCCGAGCGCAAACGCGCCCGACCACCACCCAUCACCAUCGCCGAGUACGAGACGACAACCAUCGUGGGCAGCACCUCGCCGCUUUCCCAUGCCGUUCCCAGAGCAGGGGGCCGGUUGUCACCGGACGCAUCGGUUGGUUUGUCGACGUCCAGGCCCUCGUCACCGUUGACGUACCAUGGCCGGGGUCAUUCUCAUAAGUGA